Gigantopelta aegis is the source of this 907-nucleotide messenger RNA. RefSeq names its product multiple epidermal growth factor-like domains protein 10. Bases 158 to 907 code for a protein of 249 amino acids. The record is from RefSeq and is a predicted model, not a curated record. The transcript has 6 exons. Gene Ontology annotation, molecular function: scavenger receptor activity. NCBI's taxonomy places the organism in Eukaryota, Metazoa, Mollusca, Gastropoda, Neomphalida, Peltospiridae.
UGGCAAAGAUUGUAACGGAUCCUGCAUAAACAGACAUUGUCUUGGAAACUCGACAUGUAAUCACGUGACUGGGAAAUGUGUCUAUGGCUGUGAUCGGGGAUAUGCACUACUUGACUGCGCUACGAACUGCAGUGGUACCUAUGGCUUCAACUGUAAUAUGUCUUGUAGCUCUCGCAACUGUUCCAACACCUCCCCGGAAUGUGACCAGUUUUAUGGAAACUGCACAGGAAAAUGCUUGGAUGGUUUUGAAUUACCAGACUGUGCAACUGCAUGUCGCGGUGGCAUGUUUGGAUCUGGGUGUAAGUUAAGAUGCAAUGGACGACAUUGUGAUGGCGAUAAUAAAACGUGUGAUGCUCAAAUCGGAAGAUGUCAACAUGGCUGCAAGCCAGGAUGGAAGAAGGAAAGUUGUACUGAACCAUGCGACGCUGGUUGGUAUGGCGCCGAUUGUUCGUUUACCUGCACAAGAAGAUACUGUCUGAAUAAAACUGCAAGCUGUGAUCACGUGACUGGUUCAUGUGGAGGAGAAUGUGAGAAAUACUGGAUAGGAGUUGCCUGUACUGAGUGUGAUGGGAAAUACGGCAGUGGUUGUAACUAUUCCUGCAGUGAGCGAAAGUGUAGAAACCCCUCACCACCAUGCGAUCCCGUGACGGGAUCUUGUAACAGAGGAUGUCUGGAUGGUUGGCAAGGAGACACGUGCACCACCACAUGCGACACUGGUCGGUAUGGCGCCGAUUGUUCGUUUAUCUGCACAAGAAGAUACUGUCUGAAUAAAACUGCAAGCUGUGAUCACGUGAAUGGUUCAUGUGAAGGAGAAUGUGAGAAAUACUGGAUAGGAGUUGACUGUACUGGUAAAAUAAAGUUUGUUUUGUUUAAUAACACUAGUCUUGUUAAGCACUCGGGAAUCUGA